This is a messenger RNA of Sturnus vulgaris (Common starling), 1248 nucleotides long. It is a transcript of the gene S100B, whose product is annotated as S100 calcium binding protein B. The record is from RefSeq and is a predicted model, not a curated record. Gene Ontology annotation, molecular function: RAGE receptor binding; calcium-dependent protein binding; zinc ion binding. Gene Ontology annotation, biological process: positive regulation of canonical NF-kappaB signal transduction; positive regulation of cell population proliferation. Lineage: Eukaryota; Metazoa; Chordata; Aves; Passeriformes; Sturnidae. Gene Ontology annotation, cellular component: nucleus; cytoplasm.
CCAGAGCUGCUGCCAGAUCUUCCCAGCAGAUUGCCUUGAACGCGGCUCCGACCUUGCCGAUCCAUGGGCGGAGACCCGGGGUGGCCGUGCUUCCAAAUUAAUCCAUGGGAAUCGCUGGAGAUUUCCCAGGCUGGCGUUCUCACCGUCCCCUCUGUUCUCAGGGCCACGCCACGACCAUGUCUGAGCUGGAGAAGGCGAUGAUUGCCAUCAUCGAUGCCUUCCACCAGUACUCCGGGAAGGAGGGAGACAAGCACAAGCUGAAGAAAUCGGAACUCAAGGAGCUCAUCAACAACGAGCUGCCUCACUUCCUCGGUGAAAUCAAAGACCAGGAGACUGUGGACAAAGUCAUGGAGGCACUGGACUGCGAUGGGGAUGCAGAGUGCGACUUCCAGGAGUUUGUGGCCUUCAUUGCAAUGGUCACUGCUGCUUGCCACGAGUUCUUUGAGCAUGAGUGAACUGGUGGGAAGUAGGUGAGCCCCUUCUGCUCACGCUGGAGAGAGGAAAGGCAGCAUUGCUCCUCCAGGAAAAGGACUGGGUGUGAUUACAGACACCUUAGAGCUCAGCUUGUGCUAGACUUAAGCAGCUUAUUAAAAGUGCUGUGGCUUUGUGAGCACUAAACACUUGUGUGGCUCAGGAAAGGCUCAAGUGCCCAUUGGGCUGGAUGCAGUGAGCGAGUGCCUUGCCUCAAGCACCUUCCCUGCUGUUUAAAGUCAGGAAUGUGCAUGGGGCUAGAAGCAGAGGGAUGCUGUGAUCCAAGCUUGCAUGCAAAGGAAAAAAAGAAAUUCAAGGCUUGAAGGGAGAGGUGAUGCAGAGGGGGUGAUAAUGGAAAUUUGCUGCUGAGCCCACUGGCCUGAACGGGAAGGCUUCCAGUGAUUCCUGUGGGUUCUAUGCAUGGCAUCAGAAACCAGCUCUUGUCCCCUCACAGGUGCUCAGCAGAGCCCACCCAUUUCUUGGUACAUUGUAACACCCCUGGCUUGUAAGGCAAAGUGUAACAAUCUAAAAGCAUAACCACGGGAGUGCUCAGGCUUUUCACUUUUUGAUCAAUCCUGCUUUUAGCAGCCUGCAGAACUGGAAGCAACAGCAUAUGAGGCUCCUGCACUGGGGUCAGCUGGGAUGUGCCUUGACAAGGUGUCCAGGCUCAGUCAGAAGGGAAGUGGGAUUGGCCCAGUGUGACCACAGACCAGGCACAGCCUCCUGAGUGUGUGGAAAUGACAGGAAUAAAAUGUUGGUUUGGCCUCUGGUGAAAAA